GAGCAACUUAAAUCCGAUUACACCCAGUCGAGGCCGUAUCCACACGGCAUAUUCAAGAAUAUCUUCGAACCCGAGUUUCUGAAAUCUGUAUUGACCGAAGUAAAGUGUAAUUCGCAAGUAAAUUUCAAAGAGUCUGAUCUGUUCCGUGUCUAUCAAUCAAUCGAUCUGGCAAACGUGGCCAUCGACGAUCAUUCAAAUCAGGAAAAACUCCCAAAUACCAUUCAGCUGCGCCAAUUCUUGUACAGCGAUGGAUGGCGUCAUUUGAUUGAAGACGUUAGCGGCCUAGAACGCGGGACUCUCAAUGAGAAGGUGGAUUGUGCCUUUAAUUGCCAUACGACAGGGUGUCAUUUGCUCUGUCACGAUGAUGUGAUUGGCACCCGUAAGAUAUCUUACAUUCUGUAUUUGACUGAUGAAGGCUGGAAAGAGGAAGAGGGUGGUGCAUUAGAGCUAUAUGAUAGUGUCGAAUAUGGAAAAGGAGAGGCCAAGCAGCGACUGCCCAAUUGUGUACCGUCCAAGACCAUUCUCCCACUGUUCAACCACAUGGGCUUUUUCGAGGUUCGACCAGGAUUUUCUUUCCAUGCGGUACAGGAAGUUUUUGGAGAUCGCCCAAGGCUAUCACUUCAGGGCUGGUAUCACACCGACAAACCACCGAAAGGUAUUGGAAAAGCGACCUUAGAGCGUCUCAAGGCGACAUCAGAUCAUUUCGAAUCGCCAUUCACCCCAGUUGAGAUACCGCCGCACUCAUUAAUGAGUGCCACAACCGAUGUUUGUAUCUUGUUCAACGAAGAUCUGAAUUUCCUGAGAAAAUACGUUCAUCCUGUUUACCUAAAUCCGGACGCAAUCCGUGAGAUUAAUCAAAGAUUUGAGGAAGACUCGAGUGUCCAGUUGCGCAACUUUUUGCUACCGCACUGGGUCGACAAGCUUAGGAAAGCUACCGAGGAAGAGAAACAGGAAAGUUCCGACGGGUACACCGCGGGGGUAACGAAAGAUUGGAAAUUGGUGGGACCCUCACACAAACAGCGCUACCUCCAAUACACAAAUCGGAUUUCUGACGAUUCCGCCGAUCUUGUAGAAACGGGAGAAAUUCUCGCACAUUUGCAGCAUGUGUUGCAGUCCUCCGUCUUUUUGCGUUUUUUGCUGUCAAUUACGUCCUUGUCUCCGACUUCCUACCGUGGACACGUUCGUCGGUUUCGUCCCGGUCUGGAUUAUACAGUCGCCCAUUACGGACUAUUACAGCUCACGUCGGUUUUGGACGCGACUUUGUGUUUCGUGGCCGGGCAAGGUGAGGAUGUUGCCGAAACGGAUGAUCCUUUGGAAGCGGAUGUAGCUUGGCAGUCUGGCGAUGUAGGUGCAUUUGAGUGUUACAUUGCAGCAGAUGAUGAAGAGGGUAGCGAAGCAGCUGCGGAUGAGUACCACGAGGAUGACGACACCGGAUUGUUAAGUGUGUCCGCAAGCAAUAAUACCCUAUCGUUGGUUUACCGUGACCCUGGUACAUUACGAUUCAUCAAAUACGUGGGAUCACAAGCGCCGAGUUCGCGUUGGGACAUCUCAAUGGAGUAUCAAGUAACAGAAGAG
This is a messenger RNA of Phaeodactylum tricornutum CCAP 1055/1, 1575 nucleotides long. RefSeq names its product GrpE protein, HSP90 cofactor, chloroplast targeted (gene GrpE). NCBI's taxonomy places the organism in Eukaryota, Bacillariophyta, Bacillariophyceae, Surirellales, Neidiaceae. The record is from RefSeq and is a predicted model, not a curated record. The transcript has a single exon. Gene Ontology annotation, molecular function: 2-oxoglutarate-dependent dioxygenase activity; iron ion binding; L-ascorbic acid binding. The annotation marks the transcript as partial.